Molecule: messenger RNA, 1450 nt
Organism: Fusarium graminearum PH-1
Lineage: Eukaryota; Fungi; Ascomycota; Sordariomycetes; Hypocreales; Nectriaceae
Product: phosphoribosylaminoimidazole-succinocarboxamide synthase
Exons: 2
Coding region: 251-1168 (305 amino acids)
Biological process (GO): 'de novo' IMP biosynthetic process
Cellular component (GO): cytoplasm
Molecular function (GO): phosphoribosylaminoimidazolesuccinocarboxamide synthase activity; protein binding
Source: RefSeq, a predicted model, not a curated record
GAUUUCGCAUUUCAAACUUUGGUCAGCCACUUCAGACGCCGAAACCGCGAUGGAAUUUGUGACUCAGUGGAGAAACUUUUGCACGCAUCGAGUGAUCGGCUAAAAUUUUCUCCUCACUGGGUUCCGUCACUUUCAAUCUUUCUCUCCUCUCACAUUGCGUGACUACUACUUUCUGGCGAUAAUCGAAUUGCCUUUAUUCUCAACACAUACUAAAUUGAAUUGAUUGACUAGAAUCUCAUCACAUGCCACCAUGUCGGCUCUAACAGAAAUCUCCCUGCCAAGCUUUCAAAAGAUUGCCUCCGGCAAAGUGCGCGACCUUUUCGAGCUCCCUGAUAAGAGCACUCUUCUCUUUGUGGCCUCUGAUCGAGUCUCAGCCUACGAUGCUGUCCUCAAGAACGCAAUUCCCGACAAGGGCAAGAUCUUGACCCUCCUUUCAGCACACUGGUUCCAGGUUUUGACGGAGCGCAUUCCUGACCUGCGUACCCAUUUCAUUAGCCUCAAUGUCCCUGAGGGUGUUAGUGCGGAGGAGGCCCAGACCAUCAAGAACAGAUCCAUGGUCGUCAAGAAGCUUUCUGUCAUCAAGAUCGAAUCCAUUGUGCGAGGUUAUCUGACUGGUUCUGCUUACAAAGAGUACAAGAAGAACGGCACCGUUCAUGGCAUCACCGUUGAGUCUGGCAUGGAGGAGGCCCAAAAGUUCAAGCAACCCCUGUGGACACCUAGCACCAAGGCCGAUGCCGGAGAGCAUGACGAGAACAUCCACCCUGACGACGCUUGGAAGGAAGUCGGCGACCGCGAGACUGCGGACCGCGUCAAGGAGCUGUCCCUCAAGAUCUAUGACGAGGCCUCCAAGUACGCCGAAGAGCACGGCAUCCUUCUGGCUGACACCAAGUUUGAGUUUGCCAAGGAUCAGGAGGGCAACAUCUACCUUGUCGACGAAGUACUGACCCCUGACUCUUCCCGAUUCUGGCCAGCAGCCGGCUACAUGCCCGGCCGUGACCAGGACAGCUUCGACAAGCAGUUCAUCCGAAACUGGCUCACCAAGGAAGGACUCAAGGGCAAGGAGGGUGUUGAGCUUCCCCAGGAUAUUGUCCAAGCUACAUCGGACCGUUACCGAGAGGCUUUCCUCAUGUUGACCGGUAAGAAGUUCGAGGACGCCGUUAGCCAGUAGACGGCAGGGUUACAAAAGCGCAUCAAAAAUAAGCUAUCUGUGUAUCAUCAUCUGAACUGAAGAUUGAUUUCCAGCUUGAUGCAAAUGUUGCAAUCGCGUAUAACUACUUAUACGUGUGAUGGCUGACUGCUUUGACCCCCCCUAUUCGUAAAAUCCCUCUCGCUCCUUGACUUUGUUAACUGCGAGUAUGGUUGACCGUUUCUCCAAUGUCCAGCCUACGAUAUUGCCAUUUUGACCCUGGGAACUAUUUUAGUGUUUCAACCGCAAAUGAAGAGGGAACAU